Cygnus olor (mute swan) is the source of this 1019-nucleotide messenger RNA. It is a transcript of the gene NOL7, whose product is annotated as nucleolar protein 7. The coding region runs from base 50 to 700 and encodes 216 amino acids. Gene Ontology annotation, molecular function: RNA binding. The transcript is spliced from 8 exons. Lineage: Eukaryota; Metazoa; Chordata; Aves; Anseriformes; Anatidae. The record is from RefSeq and is a predicted model, not a curated record. Gene Ontology annotation, cellular component: nucleus.
CGGAAGGCAGGGGCGCUUCCGAGGCGGGGCCAGCCGGGCGCGUGCGGCCAUGGUGAAGCGGCGGCGGCGGCGGCAGGAGGCUGCGGCGGUGCCCGCGGGCCCGCCUUCCCCGCCGGACCCCGAUGACGAGGAGGCCCCGGAGGAGCUGUCCUUCGGCGCGGCGGCGGCGGCGGCCGAGAGCGAGCGGCAGCUGGCGGGGGAGGCGGCGCGCAGGCACCGGGAGCUGCUGAAGGAGAGGCGGCGGCGGCGGCAGGAGCUGUUCGCGGAGCAGAAGAGGAGGAAGCUGCUGCCCGAGGCCCUGCUGCAGGAGCUGACCGCCGGACGACCGGACAAGCCAGCCGCAGCUGAGCGAGACAAACAGCCUGGCCGUAGGUCUGAGAAGCAGAGCGAAGGCCGUGUGCUGAAACAGGUGAAGCAGGACAAAGCCAGGGGUGCCAGGUCGAAAGGAAACUAUACAGCCAUGCACUUAAAAGAUCAGAGUUUAACAGGCCUCCACCAACAAACAGCCAAAGACUUCGUGUACAGCCAUCUCUACGGCCCAGGCACCAACCGAACAAGCGCAAAUGAAUUUUUUUCCCUCGCAAACAAGAAAGAUCCAGUUAAAAAAGCUGCAGUUCAGUUUGUGGACAAAUCUUGGGGGCUAGAAAAAAAGGAAAAAGCAACAAAGUUUAAGAAACACUGGAUUGCAAUGAAGAUGUAAAGUACAGCAUGAAGACAGCUUUUCCACAAGAUGCCAUCAAGGACAUAGGCUGAAAAUUAAUUUCUCACCAUCUAUACGUAAUAGCUGCUUUUUUCCUGCCCCUUCUCCAUCACCACUGCUCUCUUUCAGCAGGUACUGAUCUUUACAGAGCUGUGUCCCCAUCGCCCUGUGUUCUUUACUUCCCCCUUUCAGAACUUACUGGGGGCAGCUAACAAAGCGCUGGGUCACAGCAGGGACAGUGUGACCUUGAGGGGCUGCUACAGCCGGGCUCAGAGCUGGACUCCAUUUCAUGAGAGAAUAAAGAUGAAUGAGUUUGUAC